Messenger RNA from Mollisia scopiformis, 1374 nucleotides. RefSeq names its product FAD/NAD(P)-binding domain-containing protein. Bases 84 to 1334 code for a protein of 416 amino acids. NCBI's taxonomy places the organism in Eukaryota, Fungi, Ascomycota, Leotiomycetes, Helotiales, Mollisiaceae. The transcript is spliced from 4 exons. The record is from RefSeq and is a predicted model, not a curated record.
AAUAAAUACAAGAAUAACAAUUCUUGAAAGAUAAAGAAAGACCUCUCGACACCAAGAAUAUCACAUCGUAAAUGCCAAACAUCAUGACACCAAGUCAUCCCAAAAAUAUCAUCAUCGUAGGCGGUUCACUCGCCGGUCUCAUGACAGGCCUUGCCCUCAAACGUCUCGGUCACCACGUCCGCAUCUUCGAACGUUCACCUACUUCCCUCCUCCAAGACCAAGGAGCAGGAAUCGUCUUCGGUUCCGAAGCCCAAGAAUUCUUCUCCCGACAUGUAAACGUCAAUCGAAAGUUCCAUGUUGAUUCUUUGCUGCGACAGACAUUGAGGAGAGAUGGAGGGGUCUUGAAUCAGGAUCACAGAGGCCAGAGGAUGGUCAGUUGGGAUCUGUUGUAUUUCUGUCUGAGAGCUUGCUUUGAUGGUGUGAAGAGUGGGUAUUGUGAGGUUCCCGAGAGACAAGACGGCGAAGGAAAAGCGGAGUAUGUUUAUGGGAGGAAAGUGAUAAAUGUGAAAGAUUUGGGGCAACAAGUCGAGGUUGAGUAUGAGGAGAAAGAUGGUGGAAGUGGGAAAGAAAGUUCCGAGAUGGUGAUCGCUGCAGAUGGGCCAAGUUCGGCUGUGAGACGACUUCUAUUACCGGAGGUUGAGAGACAGUAUGUCGGAUACGUGGCGUGGAGAGGUACGGUAGUAGAGAGCGAGGCCAGUGAAUUGCUGAAGGAGACCUUCGUGGACAAAUUCACAUUCUUCCACGGAAGCGGCAUUCAGAUCCUUUCAUAUCUCAUCCCUGGCGAGAACGGUUCUCUAGAGCCAGGAAAACGUCUCAUAAACUGGGUUUGGUACUGCAACUAUCCCUCCGACUCACCAGAAUACAAAGAUCUGAUGACCGAUUCCGACGGCCACUUUCAUCACACCACGAUGCCAGCAGGCAAGAUCCAAGACAGACUAUGGACUCAACAAAAGCAACAUGCUCAGGACGUACUACCAGAAGCCUUUUCGGACUUAGUAUGCGCAACACAACUACCUUUCGUGCAAGCUAUCACAGAUGUGCUGUCACCCCAAGCAUCCUUCUUCGAUGGGAAAUUAUUACUGGUUGGCGACGCGGUUGCUGGGUUCAGGCCACAUACUGCAGCGAGUACUAGUCAAGCUGCGUAUCAUGCGCUGUUGCUAGAGGGAAAGAUGAAGGGAGAAAUGACUUCUGAGAAUAUGCUGGACGAGAUGAUGGAUUAUGCGCGGCAUAUGGUUGCUGCCGGGCAACAGAUGGGCAACAGAAGUCAAUUUGGGGACGCUGGGAUCAAUCUGAAGGAGAUCGCCACAUCGGGAAGAAUACAAAUAGACAAGUAGUAAAUCCACCCCAGGUUUUACCUUGCUCCAGAGUGCCACC